Homalodisca vitripennis (glassy-winged sharpshooter) is the source of this 2027-nucleotide messenger RNA. It is a transcript of the gene bun, whose product is annotated as protein bunched, class 2/F/G isoform. The record is from RefSeq and is a predicted model, not a curated record. The transcript has a single exon. The coding region runs from base 226 to 2019 and encodes 597 amino acids. Lineage: Eukaryota; Metazoa; Arthropoda; Insecta; Hemiptera; Cicadellidae.
CUUCAGCAAGUUUUCUCAUCUUUGACCUAUGGAAGAGAACUUCUGUGGUGGUAGUGUUUGUGUUGUGUUAGUUUAAGGUGAAUUUUUCGUUUAUUAAUGUGUGGAUUCUCAAGUGUACAAUGUGCCGAAUUCUUUCAUUGAUAACGUGCUAUCUAGAUACUAAAAUGGUAUGCAUUGGGCUUCCAGUUAAGUCUCUAAGGCCGUACAUUUUAAGACUUUUUUAACAUGGCUGACAGUUCUAGCCAUAAAGCACAGAAAGUAGGGGAGAAACAUAAAUAUUCGAAUAUGAUUAAUCGUACUACAAGCGAAUCGAUAAGAUUAAGUGACUCUGAUAAGAUACUUAAUCAUCCUACUACGUUGUCAGCUACUUCUACAAAUCCCAGAAAGAAAACAUCUUUUCAAAUAACCAGUGUGACAGUAGGUUCACACACUAGUAAUGAUGGGGGUGAUGAUUCAGCAGAUGAUCUGGACGAGUCUCAUGCUGAGGACAUUUCUGAUGUGAUUGACACAUCACGUGCUACUGAUAUAGAAAAUGAAACUCCCAGCUAUUCUGAAGAUACUUUUUCCAAAGAUGAUGUAUUUUAUAAUUCUUCAACAUCAUUAGGAACUGCACCUGUUAUUCCGACUAGUUCGCAGUAUGGGUUAGCGAUUGUGUCUACUCCAGAGGGUUGUAGUAAUAUUAUUAAUGCCAAUGUUCCUGGUGGAACUAGUGGUGCUGGUAAUGACAUUCAUGUGAAUGUCACUGAUAAUGUAAUUAACCUAGGUAUUGUCAGUGGUAAACAUUUAGAAGGAGACAUGAGGGAUCUGCAUAGCCAUACGGGUAGAAACGAAAGGUUCAAGGUUGUCAAGAUUGAAAGUACUGAGCCUUUUAAACGAGGUAGAUGGAUGUGCAUGGAUUAUUUAGACCAUACAAUGGGACAACAACAACAUCAACUUCAGACUCAAGGUAGUGUUACCAGUAGUAAUGUUGGUAGAAUAGCUGAGUCCAAUGAUGUGCCAAAUAUUAAUCAGUGCACAGGUACAGAUAGUGGAAUUUCAAUGUCUGAUCAUCCAAAUACUAUUUCUACCCUAGAUGAACACUCUCAGUUUGAUCAUAGCUGCGGUAUAGCUACGGUAAAUAGUAUAGUUCAAGAUCAACAGAAUCUCAUCACGCAUUCUUUAGCUUCAGUGACUGGUCAAAAUUCUGUCUCACCUGGACAAACAAUGCAGUUUAGCACACAAGGAGGAAAUAUUAUUCAGCCUGUUAUCAAUGCAUCGCAGCCACAAGUUAUACAACAACCAGGGCAAAGUCUAACUGCUGUAUCAAGCCAACAUCCUCUUCUUGCUUCAAACCAACAUCAAAGCCUUCAACCACAACAAAUCCAACAAGUUUUAUCAUCCACAAACAUUCAUGGUCAACAAGCUUCUCUAAGCAAUCAACAGAUUCAAGCACCAAUUCAACAAAUGCAGCAUCAAGGAGUUCCUUUACAGCAUGUUCAACAUUCAAUUCAUCAACCUCAGGCAGCUCCUAACAUAGUGCCACAACAACAGUACCAACAACCUCCUCAAAUUCAGCAGAUCCAACAUCAGCAAACUACUCUACAGCCAGUCCCACAAAAUACUCAACCAAUUCUUCAGCAACAACCGACGAUGACACAACACAUGCAGCAACAACCUGUUCAACAUCAGCAUAACAUUCAAAUGUCAGUCCAACAACAAAUGACUCAGGGUCAAAUGCCAGUUCAAGUUCCCCAAACAGUUAUUCAAAAUCAAAAUAAUAUGCAACAGAUCCCUCAGCAACCAUCGCAGAUGCCAGUACAUUCUCAAAUACAACAAAUGCAACAAGGUCCCGCACAACAUAUACAGCAUGUUCCUGUGCAGCAAAUGCCAAUUAGUGGUGUUGCAACAGCUCAAGGAAUUCCAACUCAAACUGGUCAACAACAAUCUUAUCAUCUACCAACAUCACAAUCUAUGAUUCAACCAGGACUUCAAAGCCAACCAACCCUUAUGCCGGUCCAACAACCACAAUAUUUUUCCUAACUCUCAAA